UGGGUGAAAAUAAUGAAAGACUGCCCUGUGAUUGCUAGCACCACUCCUUGAGCUGAGAACAUUUCUCUUUUAAGAAUAUGUAAGAACUUUUAAUCAGGAUUUACUUCCCUUUACCCUGUUCAUGGUUUUUCUUUGGCUUCUGCAUUAGUAGCACUCGGGUUUUGCAUCAAGUUUUUGUGGGUUUCCUUUUCAUUAAAAACUUUGAAGUCUGUGAGCAACAGCAAGCAGAAGAAGGAAAUACUGAAUACGCCAGAAGACCCAUGAGCUGAGAUGCCCCCAAAAUGUCCCAGAGGAGGAAAUCGGUCCUGGUGGUCAGUGGCUCCCAGGACUGAUGACGAGCUCACAGCCUUGAUCAGCCUUAUCAAGCCUUUCUGGAAAAUGGAGAUGCUGGCUCAGACUAUGAAUAUUUCCGAGGUGGCACUAAAUGGCAGCUUCACUGACAGCUCCUCCAACUGUACAAUUGACGGCUUCAAACAAACUUCGCAAAGGACCUCGAUAAACAUUUACAUGCAGAACUUGGCUAUUUCAGACCUCAUGUUUGUGAGCACUUUGCCCUUUCGGGCCUCAUAUUUCCUCUUGGGAUCGCAUUGGAUAUUUGGUGACAUCCUCUGCAGGAUCAUGACUUACACCUUGUACAUGAAUAUGUACUGCAGCAUUUAUUUCCUCACCGUGCUCAGCGUGGUUCGUUUCAUAGCCAUUGUCCACCCAUUCAAACAUGCAAAAGUGACCAACAUGAAGUGUGCCAGGAUCACCUGUGUGGCCAUAUGGAUCUUUGUGCUGGUAGCUGCCAGCCCUCUCUUAAACAAGGGAAUCGCUGGCUACAGAAACCCAGACAAAUGCUUGGACCUCCACCCCUCCAGCACGCACAGGCUCCUCAUGAUGAACAGCUUUGUCCUCGUCGUGGGCUUCAUUCUGCCCUUCUGCACCAUUGUGUUCUGCUAUGUCUUUGCCAUCAGAGCGCUGCUCAAGUCCAGUUCUUUGCAGAGCAGGAGGGCAGUCUGUCACAGGAAGGCGCUGUUAACCAUUGUCAUCACUCUCAUCCUCUCCCUCGUCUGUUUCCUGCCCUAUCACAUCCUGCGAACUGUCCACCUGAUGUACAGCAGCUGCAGCCAGGCCAGCCUGCACAAGGCGCUGGUGGUCACUCUCUGCCUCGCUGCCACAAACAGCUGCCUUGAUCCCUUCCUCUAUUACUUUGCCGCUGAAAAUUUCAAAGCAAAAAUCAGAAGUUUGUGCUGCUGGUAG
This is a messenger RNA of Passer montanus (Eurasian tree sparrow), 1242 nucleotides long. RefSeq names its product cysteinyl leukotriene receptor 2 (gene CYSLTR2). Bases 271 to 1242 code for a protein of 323 amino acids. The record is from RefSeq and is a predicted model, not a curated record. NCBI's taxonomy places the organism in Eukaryota, Metazoa, Chordata, Aves, Passeriformes, Passeridae. Gene Ontology annotation, molecular function: G protein-coupled receptor activity. Gene Ontology annotation, biological process: G protein-coupled receptor signaling pathway. The transcript has 4 exons. Gene Ontology annotation, cellular component: plasma membrane.